AGCGAUAACCUCGCUCGAAACCGGGCGAUGAUGGGUUUACGACGGACGGCUGCGCCGCGGCGACGGGCAUGGGUCAAGAUUUUGACGCUGGUCUCUUUGCUGGUGCUUGGAGGCACUUCUGUUGCAGCGGAGCGUAGCAUGUCCGCAGGCUCUAGACGUCGCUCCCUUGAAAAGCUCCGAGCAGCCGGAGACUCGAAGGGGCAGGCCGGCGGGGGGGCUGUCGUGGUCGUGGACGGGACCAAAUUCGACCGUUACAUCACGGGAGUUCCACGGCAGUACGAGGCGGUUGUCUUCUUCACGGCCGCCGGGGCCAACUACAAGUGCACCAGCUGCAGGGUGCACCUCGACGAGUUCACGACCAUGGCGGAGUCAUACCAGGCGGCGCGCGCCAACACCCCCGAGACGUUGAACGGCGUCGACGUCUACUUCUUCGUUGCCGACUUCGGCCAGAACCAGUUGCCGUUCCAAAAGCUGGGCCUCCAGACAGUCCCGAAGAUUCUGCACUUCCCCCCAGCGCUGGCGGAGGGGGACGACGGCCGCUACGCAAUAGACCAGUCCCAGCACAUGCACAUGGCUGGCCAGGUGAAGGCCGAAGACAUGGCGCGAUUCGUGAAGGAGAAGACCGGCGUGUCCUUCCCUAUCAUCAGGCCGGAGCCCCCGGUGAUGAUCAUCCUGGUGGGGCUGUUGGUGGUGGCCGCCCUCGCUAUCAAGCCUAUUCUCUCCAACCUGGGUGCUCUGCUCCGGGUCAUUCGAAACAAGUAUCUCUGGCUCGCCACAUCGUUGUUGGUGUACACGUUCGGUAUUAGCGGGGGCGUGUACGAUAUCAUCCGUAACCCCGCUCCGUUCAUGGUAAAGCAAGACGGGUUCAUCAUGUGGUUCCAUCCCCAGUCCAACGUGCAGUUUGUGGCAGAGGGGUUCAUCACCGGCAUCAUGACGCUCAUGUGCGGGUUGUCGGGCAUCCUGCUGGUUCAUGUGGCGCCCAAGUUGAGAAACAGUGGAUACCGACAAGUCGCGGUCUGUGUAUGCGGAGUGAUUUUCCUCAUGCUAUUUUCCAAGGUCAUGAGCCUGUACAAGUCAAAGAACAUGUGGUACCGCCCUGUCUUCUGAGGGAAUGGCUUGUGCUUCGGAGUCCUUGGGAAGGAGCUUCUUUCAUGAUACUCCGUAUGUUGCUUCUUGAAUUUUUGUCCGGAUCUUUCUUGACUGGCCCGAGAAUGUGGUGUGUCCCAUGCGACACCCGAUCCCGGCGUGUGUGCUGUCUGGGGCUGGAUUUGCACAUCGUGUGUGUGUGUGUUUUGUGUCUUGAAAGGACAUCUUCCACGCUCACCGGCUGUUCAAUGAGAAUACAUCCAAGUCUUGCUGGGUGUGUGUUGCGUGUGUGCACCGCCACGUGCGUGUCGCCGCGGCAAGUUUAUCGCGGCGGGAACCGGUUGAAUUCAUCCCAUGCAGUACAACCAUAACUUUAAGGCUUUGCUGCCGAUGCACCGUAGUUGCUCGUGACAUUCGCGUUCCACUUACGCGGAGAACCUAAGCAAUUCAAGCCAUCCCCGCCUCAUGGCAGCUUUGACGAUUUUCGACGUUCGACGUCGCCGCGUGAAGUCGGGGCAAGUUGACAAGCUUUUCUACGAGCAGUAUUUUGUGUUCGAGUUUUGCCCGCGGGCGCAUGAUGCAGGGGUAUGCAAGGCGCGUAUGGGUUUUGGGUAACUGCAGUCGGGAAUGACUUGCCGACUAUUGUAGGAAUCGCUGACGCGGGUUUCAGUCCCAGUGGGCCACCCUGGUGCACAAGACCGGUUGGACCUUGUGCUACGUUGUUUAAAUGGGCGUGUGCCGAGAUGGUUCCCAACGGUUUCCUAAAAGUUCACGGUUCGCCUGGAGGACAGUUCGUCCAAAAGCCAAGGAUAGCACACAAAGCCACAGGUUGUGUUUGGCGGCUACGUUAUCAUGAAACAGUUUCGGGUC
Ectocarpus siliculosus is the source of this 1956-nucleotide messenger RNA. Lineage: Eukaryota; Phaeophyceae; Ectocarpales; Ectocarpaceae. The record is from the annotation of a GenBank genome assembly.